GGAACGAAGAUUUAGAGUCACAAAUCAAAAAACCUUUUGUCAUGAAUCAACUUGUGAGCUGUGGGGUAAGCGUAUCAAAAUCCCUAAGGCUAUGGAUCAACUGGUGGGGUCCGCGUACCGUAUCGUAGGUUCCUGAUAUCUACGGCUUUGCCACUGUGAUCACUGGAACCGUAUGAUACAAAUUAAAUCGUCACCUCUUCAUUUUUCGCUCCAAAACGAAAUGAAAAAACCAAUCAAAGAGGGGCGAUUUUCGCAUUGAUUUCAGUGAAUACGAUAAGCUAGGAUUAGGCCUCGGAGAGAGAGAGAGAGAGAUGGGGAGAAGGAAGCUGGAGUUGAAGACAAUCGAAGACAAGAGCAGUCGGCAGGUGACAUUCUCGAAGCGGCGGAGCGGGUUGAUGAAGAAAGCUCGCGAGCUCUCUGUGCUGUGCGACGUCGAGAUCGCUGUCUUCGUCUUCUCCGGCGGCGGCAAGCUUUACGAGUUCUGCACCGGCGAUAGCCUGAGAAGAAUCUUUGAGUGCUACCAGAUCCAUGGAGAUGCAGGCAGGAGCGGUCAAGAAUCCAAGAAGCAUAAUGAGGAAUAUAUGGAUCUAUGGAAUGGCACUAACCUACUGCCAAUUGUCCAUAGGCUUUUUGAAGAACAUAAAGUUGAUCAGCUUGAUGUGACAGAGCUCACUCAACUGGAGCAUAAGUUGGAUACCACACUACGCCAAACCAGGAAGAGAAAGUCGCAGCUUAUGAUGAAAGCUGUUGCGGCUCUCCAUGAAAAGAGGGAGCAUAGAAGAGAACAGAGGCUGUUCACGCAAAUAGAGAUGGCCGCCGCGGCAACGAUCAACGACCAUCUGCAGGACCCAGCUGGGAACCAGGAGCUCUGUGGCUACCCUAACACGAACCAGAGCAGCGUCCCUGAGCCUCCACUCCAACAACAUGAAGCAACCAUGUUUUAUUUGCCAUAAAGGUGAUAUAUGCCAAAUCCUUGUUCUGCCACUACUGGUGGUAAGCGAUGGUUUGCCAGUAUGCCAUAUCCUGUAACGCCACUUGGCACAUUCUCUACCCUAAUUUCCACCUUUGGUUUUCUUGACUCCUUUCUUGUGGUACCGCAGCCUUUUUAUAGAAAGGGCAUUUAUAUAUAUAUAUAUAUAUUAUAUAAAAUACGCAUUAUUAUUA
Rhododendron vialii is the source of this 1164-nucleotide messenger RNA. Its product is annotated as agamous-like MADS-box protein AGL31. The coding region runs from base 312 to 953 and encodes 213 amino acids. The record is from RefSeq and is a predicted model, not a curated record. Gene Ontology annotation, biological process: positive regulation of transcription by RNA polymerase II. NCBI's taxonomy places the organism in Eukaryota, Viridiplantae, Streptophyta, Magnoliopsida, Ericales, Ericaceae. The transcript has 7 exons. Gene Ontology annotation, cellular component: nucleus. Gene Ontology annotation, molecular function: DNA-binding transcription factor activity, RNA polymerase II-specific; RNA polymerase II cis-regulatory region sequence-specific DNA binding; protein dimerization activity.